UAAGUAGAUGCACAUUUUUGGAACUAUGCGUUGUCUUAUCGUGAGUGAUUAAAGUCGUGUCUGUGACUGUCUUGUGUGGUAGUUUGAACUGAAUACCACCAAAUCCUCAGUCAGCCUUCGAAAUGAGUAAACUGCCAAUAUAUGUGUUUUCCGGACCAUCUGGUGCUGGCAAAAGCACACUUCUUCAAAUGCUUUUAAAGAACUUUCCCAACAGUUUUGCAUUCAGUGUGUCUCAUACAACACGGAAACCACGCCCAGGAGAAAAAGAUGGGGUCGAUUAUCACUUUACUGAUAGAGAUACGUUUCUACGCGAAAUUUCUCUGGGCAAGUUUUUGGAGCAUGCAGAGUUUGCUGGGAACAUAUAUGGCACUUCAACAUCUGCUGUGAAAUCUGUACUCGAUAGUGGUCGUAUAUGCAUUUUAGAUGUUGAACUAGAAGGUGUCAAAAGUAUCCGUGCAGUUCAACCACCUUUAAAUGCUCAAUACAUCCUUAUUCGUCCACCUUCUAUUGAAGAUUUAGAAAGACGAUUACGUGAUCGUGGAACAGAAACUGAAGAAACAUUAUCUAAACGACUUGAUAGAGCUCGUAAAGAUAUUGAAUUUUCUGAAACUGAAGAAGGUAAAAAAUUAUAUACGAAAAUUAUUAUUAACGAUAAUCUUGAGACUGCAUAUAAACAAUUAGAAGAUUUUCUUCUUCCAUCUAUUAAAUCUGUUAAAAGUUUACAAUAAUUAUAAAGCCUUUAAAUAAUUUAACAUGAUCACUUCAUAUUAUCUCUUGUUGUCUAUGCAUAGAUAAUUUCAUAAUUGUAGAUAAAUGGCAGCAUUUCCCUUCUCUGUGUAUUUCAAUAUGAUUAUUUUACACUUUCAGCUGUAUAGAGAGUGAUCAGUGUAUUUUCUUAGCCUUGAAACUGUUUAUUUACAUUACUUACCUAUUAGUUAAAGAGUUAUAACAUUUUUUUUAAAAAAAAAUCUUACUAUACUAUACGCUAACCGUCGUUUACAAUGCCCUGUCGUAAAUUUAAAUAUAUUCUAUAUUUUAGAGAAGUUGUAUUUUAGUAUCUUGCUUUCUUAUGUUAUGCUAUGUUGUUGUGUACGAAUGAGUAUUUAUUAUUUAUCAUUUAGUAUGUUAUUGAAUAACUAAUCAUGUAAUUGUGACUAAUCCCCGCCCUCCUCCUCCACCCCCCGCAUCCUUAUUUUGGUUUUCUUAUAUCAUCUAAUUAGUAAGUUGAAUAAUAUGAUUUCUUGGGUAAAAAGAAUUAUUUUACGAUUUAUCUAGUGAAUAAACUUAUUCAUAGUUA
This is a messenger RNA of Heterobilharzia americana, 1297 nucleotides long. Lineage: Eukaryota; Metazoa; Platyhelminthes; Trematoda; Strigeidida; Schistosomatidae. The record is from the annotation of a GenBank genome assembly.